This is a messenger RNA of Protopolystoma xenopodis, 405 nucleotides long. The record is from the annotation of a GenBank genome assembly. Lineage: Eukaryota; Metazoa; Platyhelminthes; Monogenea; Polystomatidea; Polystomatidae.
AUGACGUCCGCUGAUCCUGUUACCACCACCAAUAGUCCUAGUCAAACACAAAGCCCGUCCCAAUCAGCUCAGGUAUCAAAAGAUAUCCUCCCUUCUCUGCCCCUUCACAUGGCGACUGACAACGUGAUUCUUGCCACUUUGCAAGCUGAGAUAGCCAGAUUGGCCAAAGAGAACAAACUUUGGCAGCAGAGAAAUGAGGUAAAUUUGUAUAUCCGCCUUUCCUAUCGGACAUACAAGCAUGUUAUUUCAGCUUAUGUUCCUAUUCCUUUCGCUUUUUAUUUUCCAAUUGUGAUCCAUGAUUACUUCGUUUUUACUACUAGAUUUCUUCAAUUGUUUUCAAAGCAUUAUUUUGGACCUGGUGGUGGUGAUUGUUUGGUAGAUACUAUUUCUGUCUGUCUUUGUUAG